Messenger RNA from Coccinella septempunctata (seven-spotted ladybird), 2748 nucleotides. RefSeq lists its product as uncharacterized. Lineage: Eukaryota; Metazoa; Arthropoda; Insecta; Coleoptera; Coccinellidae. The record is from RefSeq and is a predicted model, not a curated record. Bases 1 to 2748 code for a protein of 915 amino acids. Gene Ontology annotation, molecular function: RNA-DNA hybrid ribonuclease activity; nucleic acid binding. The transcript has a single exon.
AUGAACAAUUUUAUAGACUUCAAGAGAAAGGAAGCUAAAGCUAGAUUAAUUAUAAAGGAAAGUAAAAGGACUACAUGGAGAGAAUUUUGUUCGAAUAUUAACAGGAGCACCCCAAUCAAACAAAUCUGGAAGGACAUAAAAAAUAUCAAAAAAAGCAUUCAGGGUCUUAGACACCCUUUGGUCUUAGGAAAUUGGAGUGAAGAAUUUUUAAGUGCUAUCACACCUGACUCUGUAUACACUCAAGAUGAGCACAUCCACUCGUAUGAUAGAGCGAGUCCGGAGGAUCUCAUGUGCAGGCCAUUUACCCUUGAGGAACUCGAGCGUUCAUUAAAAAAUAACCCAAAUACUUCACCUGGCUUAGACAAUAUCCAAUAUAUCAUGUUAUCUCAUCUUCCAUUGAAUGCUAAAUGUAUGCUCCUCCAUAUAUUCAAUCAAAUAUGGGAAACAGGUGAAUUUCCCCCACAAUGGAAAGAAUAUGUAGUGGUUCCUAUCUUACAACCUAACAAGGACCCUAAAAGAGCAGAUUCUCAUAGACCAAUAGCUUUGGGAUCUUGUGUAAUGAAGACCUUUGAGAGAAUACUCAAGUUCAGAUUGGAAUGGUGGAUGGAAUCAAAAGAUAUGUUUCCCCGGAUACAAUUCGGUUUCAGGAAGGGACAUUCUACACAGGAUAAUGUUGCGGCUCUCAUAACAGACAUCUACACUGCCAAUACUCAUGGAGAAUACCUCAUGGCCGUGUUUGCUGAUGUGAAGAAAGCUUAUGAUAAUAUUUCACUACAAGACAUGAGAAGAGAAAUCAUAAAUAUUGGCCUAAGCAAUAAAUUUUCCAAACUAGUCUUCAAUUUAUAUAACAACAGAAAAAUCUUCUUGAGAGUAGGAUCAACUAUUCUGGGCCCUCGGAUCACCAGCAGAGGACUACCACAAGGCGGAAUACUAUCCCCAUUACUCUUUGUAAUAGUAUUCCAUAGAUUGGAAAAAAUAUUCUGUCCAUCCUUAAAAAUCCUUCAGUAUGCUGACGAUAUCCUUCUGUAUGUGGCAUCUAAGACAUUUGAAGAAUGUCGAAACCUGCUUUCUGUAGCUCUGAAUGUAUUUGAAAAAUAUCUAUUCCUGAAAGGUCAGGAAUUAUCUCAGAGCAAAACAGUUGUUUGCACAUUCACGAAGAAAACGUCGUUCGAUCCUCCAGAAUUAAUAAACCUCAAUAAUAAAAUAUAUUCUCAUGUCAAAUCUUUAAAAUUCCUAGGAAUCACUUUAGAUAGAAAACUUCUUUGGAGAGAUCACAUCGACAGACUUAGAUUAGAAUUAAACCAAUCCAUUAACAUCCUGAGAAGCAUUUGUCAUCCAAAAUGGGGUGCAGACCAAAACAUUUCUAUUAUGUUAUAUAACAACUUAAUUCGCUCAAAAAUCGAUUAUGGAUGUUACUUUUAUGGAAGCGCCUCUGAAAUUCAUCUGAAAAAGAUAGAUAUUCUCCAGAGAAAGGCUAUUAAAAUCUGUCUCGGACUCCUCAACUGCACCACAAAUGAAGUGGUGCUCUCAGAGGCGGGAGAACUUCCCUUGAACUUCAGAAGAAAAUUUCUUACUUGCAAGUUUCUUAUCAAGAAAGAUACUUCUUCUCCUGAUUUUAUGAAAAAACUACAUCAAUUAUACAUUUUAACACUCACUAAUCGAUACUGGAAAAUAAAAAAAGAUCCUUUCCUUAUUAAAUGUUAUGAAGAGCUCAUUAACACGCAGGACAAUACUUUCAAAUCAUCUAAAUUGAUAAUUUACUCAACUGACUUUGAUGUACUAUUGCAAAGAGUUGAUACAUGCUUACCCAACUAUAAACCUGGUUCAGAAAUAGUGGAUUUCAAAUUGGUUAUGAACAACCAUUUUGCGGGCUUUUAUCACAUUUAUACUGAUGCUUCUAAACUGGACAAUAAAGUGGGAUGUGCAAUAUAUGAUAUGACAUCAGGAACUUCAGUGAAGAAAUCAUUGUGCGGAUCAUUCUCAGUAUACACCGCUGAAAUGAUAGCAAUAGAGAUGGCACUCAAGUAUAUUUUAUCUGAAAAUAGCAGUAUACCAUCCAAUAAUUUUGCCAUUCUAUCUGAUAGCCGUAGUGCUAUCCACUCACUCAGAAAGAUGAAGCUCGACUCCAAUUUUAGCCAUAUACAUGCAGAGAUACUUAAAACCUUAUUCUCAUUGAGACAAAUCAAUAAAAAUAUAUAUUUCGUCUGGGUCAAAGCUCACGUCGGUAUUUUCGGCAACGAGAUGGUUGACAAGAUGGCAAAAGAAGCGACAUUGUUGCCACCACUUUAUGAUGAUAAAGGAACCCAUACUGAUAUGUUCCCUGUGAUAAAGAGGUCCUGUGAAAGCUUAUGGUCUCAAACUUUCAGAGAUAUACAAAAGGGAAAAUAUUAUAAAAACAUAGAACCAACUCCCCUCCAUAAAAGAUGGUUUCAGUAUAGCACAAGAGGAAGAAAGUUCAUAAGAAUUAUGUGUCGUCUGAGGAGUGGACAUGGUCUCAGCUUUCAAUAUCUACAUAAGAUCGGUGCUCGAGAAAGUUCCUUAUGCGAUUGUGGUAGCGAAGGAACUUUGGAACAUAUGGUGCUUCAUUGUGAGAACGACAGACAUCAUCACGAUAAUCUAAUGUCAAAAUUGAGCCGUCACCUAUCUCAACUGCAGCCUUACAGUCUUGGCUUUCUGUUAGGAUUGAAGGACGAAUUUGUAUACAAUCUAUUAUAUGAGCAUAUAUGUGGGAUGGGAUUGAAGAUAUAA